CAAGGGGUCGAGCUCGAGUCGGUAUGUCGCCGUCUGCCUCCCUCUGUCAGUGCCCGGUAGCUAACAUGCUCCAAGCCAAGGGACGUCCGGCAAGACACCCGGGGCUCCACCAGCAUCACGACUCGAAGCGCUGCAAAUCGUCCAUCUCGGCGGCCGCCGGGUCGGCGAGGCAGACUACGAGCUCGCGCGGUCGGCCAGCACGGCGUCGGCGCCGGCAGAGAGACGGCUGCAGCGGAGCCGCUCCAGCUCGGCCGACAGCCGCGUCACGCAGUGGUUCGACCUGUACCAGGACUCGGUCGUCCCCUUUGCGCCGAUGCAGCUGCAGCUACAGCCGCAGUCCCAGGCCCAGGCCCAGGCCCAGGCCCAGGCCGAGAUCCACCCUCGAAUACCCGGCGCGCCCGUGGCCAGCAGGCGGCUGCAGCACCGCCCGUCCAAGUCUGAGGAUCUGCGCCCCGCCCCGCUCAGGGUGCCCUCGACCGAACUGAAGGAACCCGGCAGCGGUAGCCAGCCGAGCGCCGCCGCGCUGGCCCGCAAGAACUCGAAGUGGAAGCCGCUCCCCGGCGUUCCCGGCCAGCAGCAGCAGCAGCUGGCGCCGUUCACUGCACAGCCGCAGCCCCGCCGGCCGGUAAUACCGCCGCACAGCAGCAGCAGCCAACUCGACCGGCCGCUGCUACCUACCAAGGCGCUGCAAGAUAGUCUCGCCCCUUUAGUCCGGAGAGAAAGGGACCAGAUAAUAGUCAUCUCGACCACGCUGGGCAGCAGCAGCACGCCGCCGCUGACGCCCGACAGCGACGCCGGCGGCCGCGCCGCUGCGCAGCCGUCGUCGUCGUCGCCGUCGUCGCUGUCGUCGUCACGGCCAGCCGAACGCAGAAAGGAACGUACCCCGCCGCCGCGCGACCCCCGCGCGCAGAAGCCGGCGGUGCCAGCACAGAAGCUGCUUCGACACACGCGCUCCGAGCGCAUGUGGCUGCACGAGAACUACCGCGGCGAGGCCCCGUUUCUUUCCGCCUGGGGGCUGGACAUUCAGCGGCCCGAAGACCGCGCCGAGGGGUUGGAUAUCUUGCGGGAUCUUAUUCGGUCGGAGGCGAGGGGUGGUGAGGUUAGGGGAGGGAAUUGAUGGACGUCUGUGGUGGAGAGUGUCUGGUGGAGAGUGUCUGGUGGAGAGUGUCUGUGGUGGAGAGUGUCUGUGGUGGAGCAGUGUCUGUGGUGGAGCAGUGGUUUUGUUGUUUAAGGCGCAAGGUUGGAGUCAGGGGCCGGGUUAGGGGGCGAGCCGGGAGAGAGGGAGUUUGGACUUUUGUUAUGAUGAAAUUGCUACAGAAGAAAAGUUG
This is a messenger RNA of Lasiosphaeria miniovina, 1328 nucleotides long. RefSeq lists its product as uncharacterized. Lineage: Eukaryota; Fungi; Ascomycota; Sordariomycetes; Sordariales; Lasiosphaeriaceae. The coding region runs from base 314 to 1117 and encodes 267 amino acids. The transcript has a single exon. The record is from RefSeq and is a predicted model, not a curated record.